Messenger RNA from Pseudovirgaria hyperparasitica, 591 nucleotides. Its product is annotated as oligosaccharide biosynthesis protein Alg14 like protein. Gene Ontology annotation, biological process: dolichol-linked oligosaccharide biosynthetic process. NCBI's taxonomy places the organism in Eukaryota, Fungi, Ascomycota, Dothideomycetes, Acrospermales, Acrospermaceae. The annotation marks the transcript as partial. Gene Ontology annotation, cellular component: UDP-N-acetylglucosamine transferase complex. The transcript has a single exon. The record is from RefSeq and is a predicted model, not a curated record.
AUACUCCUCACCACUCGCCUCCUCGCCAUUCUCCCUUCCUCCCGCGCAAAGCCCGCACCGCGCAUCCGCGGCUCACCAACACACAUCCUCAUCGUGCUCGGCAGCGGCGGCCACACAGCCGAGAUGCUCACGAUCCUGCGCGAUCUGGACCCUUCCACAUACACGAACCGCACAUAUGUCGUGGGCUCGGGUGACGCGUUCAGCGCGAGCCAUGCGCGGAAAUUCGAGGCGCAGCUGGAGCAGAGGCAUGCAAAAACGGGGGGAACAUGUACAUGGAGGUACGCGAUUGUGACUGUGCCACGGGCGCGGCGGGUGCAUCAGUCACUGCUUACGACGCCGGUGUCUGCGCUGCAGUGUUUGUGGUGUUGUUUGCAGCUGUUGCGGAAUGCGGAGGCUGGGUAUCCCGAUCUGAUACUGACGAAUGGACCGGGGACUGGGGUGAUUGUUGUUCUGGCCUCGCUGGUGUUACGGUUAUGUAAUGUUGGAGGAGCGAGUUCACAGGAUAAGAUGCGGACUUUAUAUAUCGAGAGCUGGGCGCGGGUGAAGAGUUUGAGUCUGAGCGGAAGGCUGCUGUUGAGAGUCGUCGAUCGG